AUGGAUCCACAGAGUAGCACCGGACGAAACACAGAUGUUGAGUUUGAAGACGCUCGAUCGGUCGGUGAUCAGGUUCAAUUAUCUGCGUAUCAAAGAGUUACGAUUGGCGAUGUUUUAAAUCCUAAUUCUACAAAUCCAAAUGCAAAUACAAAUACAAGUGGUGUAAAUGAGUGUUCGAAUGAUGAAAGGCUUUAUAUUCCAGAGGUUGAAGCAUCAGCUACACCUGUGGUUGGAAUGCAAUUUACCUCUCUCGAACAAGCAUACGUGUUUUACCAAACAUAUGCUAAGUUAGCUGGUUUUUCUACUCGGAAAGGUGGUGAAGUACACAGUGGUGGUAUAACCAAAACUAAGUAUAUUGUUUGUUCUAAAGAGGGACAUAAGCCAUUGUUUAUUGACGAUGCUUAUUCGAAGUCAAAAAAUCCAUUUAAAUCAAGGAACAGAGGGACCAUUAGAACUGGGUGCAAAGCUCAACUUAUGAUUUGCUUGGUGGAUGGUAGAUCAUAUACAGUCAAGAAAUUCGUUGAUGGCCAUAAUCAUAAGUUUGUUUGUCCACACCAUAUUCAUAUGCUGCCAGCUUACAGGCAAUUGUCAGAUGUCCAAGAGGAAAUGAUAUGGGAACUAGGCACUCUAAACCUUGGCCCUGUCAAAGCUUUUCAUAUAAUGAGUAAACGUUACGGUGGUUUCGAGAAUGUUGACCAAAAAAGAGAAUACUUAGUUGAUUUUUCGUUUGAAUAUUCUGUUGAUGAGGACAAACAGUUAACUAGUUUGUUCUGGGCCGAUGGGUUAUGCAAGCAUAACUUUAUGGAGUUCGGGGAUGUGAUAUCGUUUGAUUCUACUUUCAAAACAAACAAGUACAAGAUGGUGUUUGUUCCGUUCACUGGGAUCGACAACCACUGUCGAAAUGUAACCCUUGGAGCUGGGUUGUUGGCAUCAGAGAGCAUUGACUCUUAUAAAUGGCUUCUCAAUUCAUUUGUAAAGUCAUUUGAACGGCAGCCAAAGGUUUUAGUGACGGACCAAGACCCUACGAUGAAACAGGAUAUCGAGGGUGUUUUUACUACCAGCAGAUACAGAUUGUGCAUGUGGCACAUAAUGAAAAAAGGGGCAGAUAAGGUUGGACACGAGUUGUGCAACAAUGAUGGCUUUAAAAGGAAGAUGUGCGAUAUUGUAUGGACUGAUUCCAUUGAGCCAAAAGUGCGUUUCAAGAAUCUUGAAGAAGAUAGAUGGACAAAAGAUGUGGUUUCGAAUGAAUUAAACGCCACGUUUGAUGUAAAGGUGGAUGCUAAGGAUGAGCAAUACAAGGCUAAACAAAUUGCUCGCGAAAUUAUGUACACAUGGGAGUAUUUGAUUGAAAAAGAUCCCAGCCACAAAGUCAAUGAGGUCGAAGACGAAGACGAUAAAGAGGAAGAUGAGUUCGAAGAUUACAGUGGAGGGAGUGAUGAUGGUAGUAAAGAAGAUGUUUGGGAAGAGGUUUCAGAGGAUGAAGAUUAA
Helianthus annuus (common sunflower) is the source of this 1488-nucleotide messenger RNA. RefSeq names its product protein FAR1-RELATED SEQUENCE 5-like. Bases 1 to 1488 code for a protein of 495 amino acids. The record is from RefSeq and is a predicted model, not a curated record. The transcript has 8 exons. NCBI's taxonomy places the organism in Eukaryota, Viridiplantae, Streptophyta, Magnoliopsida, Asterales, Asteraceae. Gene Ontology annotation, biological process: regulation of DNA-templated transcription.